AUGUCUGACACCACCAACAACAACACCAAGCCCUCCACCCUCCAGUCCUACGUCGACUCUGCCACCGGCGCCGUCCAGAAUGCCAUUGGCAACCUGACGGGCAACACAGGCGACCAGGCCAAGGGCCAGACUCGCCAGGAAAAGGCCGAUGCUGAGUACAAUGCCUCUCAGGCGGCAGCCAAGCUCCCCGGAGGCACCAUCUCCAGCACGGGUGCCUUUGCCAAGGACGACCCCAACAGAACCGAGGGCUCGUGGAACCAGACCGUGGGUGCUGCUAAGGAGACGCUCGGUGGUCUCGUCGGCAACGAGUCUCUGAAGCAGUCCGGACGUGAGCAGAACCUCGAGGGCCAGCAGCAAGAAGCAAAGGGCCAGAUUCGCGACUACAGCCACGGAUUGGGCGACCGUGCCCAGGGCACCGUUGGUAGUGCCGUCGCGGGCCUUACGGGAGACAAGGAGGGCCAGAUCCACUACGAGCAGUUGCACGACAAGGGCAAGACACAGCAGCGUGGUGCCGAGGUCGACAUUCAGAAGCAGGCCGAGGCCAAAGAGGCCAACUACUAA
Molecule: messenger RNA, 561 nt
Organism: Trichoderma citrinoviride
Lineage: Eukaryota; Fungi; Ascomycota; Sordariomycetes; Hypocreales; Hypocreaceae
Exons: 2
Coding region: 1-561 (186 amino acids)
Source: RefSeq, a predicted model, not a curated record